UCUGCUCCUCCCUUGCACAAACUUUCCCUUCCCUGCGCCUGGCUCCCUGCGCGGAUUCCGGAGCCAGCCGCGCUCCCCGCAUUCCUGCUGCCCCUGUCACCCCCACCGGCUCCGGCACCCCCUGCUCGCCCGCGGCCGGCCGAGCGCUCCGGAGCACGGGGCAGGUUGUCGAGUUGCCAUUUGGGGCUCAGGGUCGGAGCCCAGAGCAGCCAUCACAAUAGCGUCCAACAGCUGGAACGCCAGCGGCAGCCCCGGGGAGGGGCAGGAAGAUGGACAGGAGGGAAUGGACAAGAGUCUGGACAAUGAUGCCGAGGGGGUGUGGAGUCCAGACAUCGAGCAGAGCUUCCAGGAGGCACUGGCGAUCUACCCCCCCUGCGGCCGGCGGAAAAUCAUCCUCUCGGACGAAGGCAAGAUGUACGGUCGCAAUGAAUUGAUAGCGAGAUACAUCAAGCUCCGGACGGGGAAAACACGGACGAGAAAACAGGUCUCUAGCCACUUGCAGGUUCUAGCCAGACGGAAAUCUCGCGAGAUUCAGUCCAAGCUGAAGGCCAUGAACUUGGACCAGGUCUCGAAGGACAAGGCCCUUCAGAGUAUGGCCUCCAUGUCAUCCGCACAGAUAGUAUCCGCCAGCGUCCUGCAGAACAAACUCAGCCCUCCUCCUCCUCUUCCUCAGGCGGUCUUCUCUGCUCCCCCCAGGUUUUGGAGCGGGUCUAUCCCAGGACAGCCUGGACCCUCUCAGGACAUUAAACCAUUUGCACAACCAGCCUACCCCAUCCAGCCACCAAUGCCUCCAUCACUAGCCAGUUACGAGCCCCUGGCUCCUCUCCCACCGGCUGCCUCAGCCGUGCCCGUCUGGCAGGACCGCACCAUCGCCUCCGCCAAGCUGCGGCUCCUGGAGUAUUCAGCGUUCAUGGAGGUGCCGCGGGAUGCUGAAACGUAUAGCAAACACCUCUUCGUGCACAUCGGGCAGACGAACCCCUCAUACAGCGACCCCCUGCUGGAGGCCGUGGACAUCCGUCAAAUCUAUGACAAGUUCCCUGAGAAGAAGGGGGGCCUGAAGGAGCUCUACGAGAGAGGACCCCAGAACUCCUUCUUCCUUGUCAAGUUCUGGGCGGAUCUGAACAGCACGAUCCAGGACGGUCCUGGGACCUUCUAUGGCGUGAGCAGCCAGUACAGCAGCGCAGAGAACAUGACCGUCACUGUCUCCACCAAGGUGUGCUCCUUUGGGAAGCAAGUCGUCGAGAAGGUAGAGACAGAGUACGCACGGCUGGAGAAUGGCCGGUUUGUCUAUCGAAUCCAUCGAUCCCCCAUGUGCGAAUACAUGAUCAACUUCAUCCACAAACUCAAGCAUCUCCCGGAGAAGUACAUGAUGAACAGCGUCCUGGAGAAUUUCACCAUCCUGCAGGUUGUUACGAAUAGGGAUACCCAGGAAACCUUGCUCUGUAUAGCCUUUGUUUUUGAGGUAUCCACCAGCGAGCAUGGCGCCCAACACCACGUGUACAAGUUGGUCAAAGACUAGAGGCCCUGUGGGAUGGGUGGGGCUUGGGGGGGGGGGGAGAGGCCUUUGCAGAGAAGCUGCCCAUGCAGGAUGCCUCGGUGGAAGUCUUUUGAAAACGAGAAAAAGAAAAGCCAAAAAGACUGACUCACAAUCAAAGAUGUUUUCUACUUAGGAACAAUUUUUUUUAAAAAAAGAAGAAGAAGAAACCAUAGAGCGAAAGGAGGGGCUCAUCCAGAGCUGGAAGGGGAAAGACUUGGCCUUCGUCGUUCCUGAGGCCUACCGCCUGUGUGCCUUUCUCAGCAUGCCGUCCUA
Caretta caretta (loggerhead turtle) is the source of this 1810-nucleotide messenger RNA. RefSeq names its product TEA domain transcription factor 3 (gene TEAD3). Gene Ontology annotation, cellular component: transcription regulator complex. Gene Ontology annotation, molecular function: RNA polymerase II cis-regulatory region sequence-specific DNA binding; DNA-binding transcription factor activity, RNA polymerase II-specific. Gene Ontology annotation, biological process: positive regulation of transcription by RNA polymerase II; hippo signaling; embryonic organ development. The record is from RefSeq and is a predicted model, not a curated record. NCBI's taxonomy places the organism in Eukaryota, Metazoa, Chordata, Testudines, Cheloniidae.